UUGAGAGUUGAGACCAGGGAUCUUGUGAAGAUACAUACUACAGUCUCCCCCAGCUGUGGAUGAAGUACAUAUCUGUCCAAGGCCUGACAACACUCAACUUUGUUACUUCAUUUUGUUACAUUAACAGCCACAGUUGCCAUGGCGGAGCGGGUGCUGGUGAUAGGCAGUGGUGGGCGGGAGCAUGCCCUGGCGUGGAAACUGGCUCAGUCCCCACACAUCCAGCAGGUGCUGGUGGCUCCGGGGAACGCAGGCACCGCCAGCAGUGGGAAGAUCUCCAACUCGGAGGUGUCUGUGAGUAACCACUCCAUUCUGGCCCAGUUCUGUAAGGAUCAUAAUGUUGGCUUGGUAGUGGUCGGACCCGAGGUGCCCUUGGCUGCAGGUGUAGUGGAUGACCUGGUGGCUGCGGGGGUUCCUUGUUUCGGCCCCUCUGCGCGGGCUGCCCAGCUAGAGGCCAGUAAGAGUUUCUCCAAGGCCUUCAUGGACCGCCACAACAUCCCCACAGCCCGCUGGAGCUCCUUCACAGACGCCCAGGAGGCAUGCAGCUACAUCUGCCAGGCCACCUUCCCAGCUCUGGUUGUGAAGGCCAGUGGCCUGGCUGCAGGGAAGGGGGUCAUCGUGGCCCGGGACCAGGACGAGGCCUGCCAAGCCGUGCUGGAAAUCAUGAAGGAUAAAGCGUUUGGCGCGGCUGGGGAAACUGUGGUGGUGGAGGAGCUUCUGGAGGGGGAGGAAGUGUCUUGCCUGUGCUUCAGCGACGGGACCACCGUGUCGCCCAUGCCCCCGGCCCAGGACCACAAGCGACUGCAGGACGGAGACCAGGGGCCAAACACAGGGGGCAUGGGGGCCUACUGCCCCACCCCUCAGGUGUCUAAGGAGAUGCUGCAGGAGAUCAGGGAGGCUGUCCUGCAGAGGACUGUGGACGGGAUGAAGGAGGAGGGCGCACCCUAUGUGGGUGUGCUGUACGCAGGCCUGAUGCUGACCAAGCAGGGCCCAAAGGUUCUGGAGUACAACUGUCGCUUUGGAGACCCCGAAUGUCAGGUCCUGAUGCCCCUGCUGAAGAGCGACCUGUACGAGGUGCUCCAGAGCACCCUGCAGGGCCGUCUGGCCUCCAGCGCCCCCCUCUGGCAGGAGGACAGUUCGGCGGUCGCCGUGGUCAUGGCCAGCGCUGGAUACCCGGGCUCCUACAAGACCGGCGUUGAGGUCACUGGCCUGUCUCAGCUGGAGGAGCUGGGGGUGCAGCUGUUCCACGCCGGCACCGCCCUCCGGCACGGCCUCCUGGUUUCCAGCGGGGGCCGCGUCCUGACGGUCACUGCCGUGAGGUCGUCCCUGGAGACGGCGCUGCACGCGGCCAAUCAGGGCGCGGCUGCCGUGGGGUUCGCCGGCGCCGUUUAUCGCCGUGACAUCGGCCACAGAGCCAUCGGCCACCUGGCCCGACACGGAGCGCUGAUUGGCAGCUGUCGACCUUUGACCUGUGCUGUCUCCACCAGAGGACUGACCUAUAAGGACAGCGGAGUGGACAUUGCCGCGGGCAACAGGCUAGUGGACCUAAUCAAGCCCAUGGCCAAGGCCACCUCUCGCUCAGGGUGCAACGCUGAGCUGGGGGGCUUUGCGGGGCUGUUUGACCUGAAGGCGGCAGGCUUCUCUGACCCCAUCCUGGUGUCCGGGACGGACGGCGUGGGGACCAAGCUCAAGAUCGCCCAGGCGUGCGGGCAGCACGGCACCCUGGGCCAGGACCUGGUGGCCAUGUGCGUGAACGACGUGCUGGCCCAGGGGGCCGAGCCGCUCUUCUUCCUGGACUACUUCUCCUGCGGGCGCCUGGACGUGGCCGUGGCCUCCUCCGUGAUCCAAGGCAUCGCCAGGGGCUGCGAGAUGGCGGGCUGUGCCCUGCUGGGCGGAGAGACGGCAGAGAUGCCGGGCGCGUACGGCCCGGGGGAGUACGACCUGGCGGGGUUCUGCGUGGGCGCCGUGGAGCGGGCCGCCCUGCUGCCCCGGCUGGGGGACGUCUGCGAGGGGGACCUGCUGGUGGGGGUGGCCUCCUCCGGGGUGCACAGCAACGGCUUCAGCCUGGUCCGCAAGGUCCUGGAGCGGGCCGGCCUGGACCACCGCUCCCCGGCUCCCUUUGGGAAGGCCGGAGAGACCAUGGGCGACGUGCUCCUCACGCCCACUAAGAUCUACAGCCGGCUGCUCCUGCCAAUCCUGCGCAGCGGGGUCGUCAAGGCCUACGCCCACAUCACCGGGGGCGGGCUGCUGGAGAACAUCCCCCGGGUCCUGCCUCAGGGGCUGGCCGUCGACCUCGAUGCGUCUCGCUGGAACAUCCCCCCCGUGUUCUCCUGGCUCCACAAGGAGGGGGGUCUGAGCCAGGAGGAGAUGGGCCGCACCUUCAACUGUGGCCUGGGUGCCGUGCUGGUGGUGUCCCCGCCGGACGCCCAGAGGGUCCUGCGCCAGCUGCAGGCCCAGGAGGAGGCCUGGAUCGUGGGCUCGCUCUCCCACAAGCAGCCCGGAGCGGAGACGGUGGUGGUUCGAAACCUGGCGCCCAGCCUGCGCGUGCCCAGAGCCCAGCCCUGCGGAGACCUGGGGGGGCGGCAGGACGGGGCGGCCCACGGCGACAGCGGCGCCCCCCGCAGGAGGACCAGAGUAGGGGUCCUCAUCUCCGGCACAGGCACCAACCUGCAGGCCCUGAUGGAGCUGGCCAAGCGUCCCUCCAGCUCGGCUGAGAUCGUGGUGGUCAUCUCCAACAGACCCGGGGUCCUGGGUCUGAAGAGGGCCUCUCUGGCCGCCAUCCAAACCCGGGUGGUGGAUCAUAAGCUGUACGGCAGCCGGGCGGAGUUUGACGGCACCAUCGACCGGGUGCUGGAGGAGUUUGGGGUGGAGGUGGUGUGUCUGGCCGGCUUCAUGAGGAUCCUCACGGGAACCUUCGUCAAGAAAUGGAACGGUAAACUGCUGAACAUCCACCCCUCCCUGCUGCCCUCCUUCAAGGGGGUCAAUGCUCAGAAGCAGGCAUUGCAGGCCGGGGCGCGGGUCACCGGCUGCACCGUCCACUUUGUGGCUGAGGAGGUCGACGCUGGGGCCAUCAUCGUGCAGGAGGCGGUGCCCGUCCUGGUGAGUGACACCGAGGAGAGCCUAUCAGACCGCAUCCGGGAGGCGGAGCACCGGGCCUUCCCUGCAGCCCUGGAGCUGGUGGCUGGAGGGGCGGUGAGGCUGGGGGAGGACGGCUGCAUCGCCUGGAGCGCGGCCCCCCUGGGCUAAACCAGAACACCUCCUCCCCAGCCUACAGACCACUAGCCUGAAUACUAGCUGAGCCAUUAGAACCGGUGGUUCUGCUCCGACCAGUUCCAAGAUGAAUCUGCACAGCAUGCGAAUGGCUUUAGAAUGUGACGGAAUGUUUUGCUUGUAUGUAGUUGUGCCAAGGCUGCCUCAAAAGGAUGACCACACCAAUUUAACGAUGCUGUACCUGUCAGUGUUUACAAGGUGGCGUCGACAGCUUCGCAAAUCCAAAGCUGUUCGUCAGCCUACCUGGGACCAAACAUGUUUAUUUUCUUCAAGCUGUUUUCCCUUAUAUAUACAAAUCCCAUUUGGACCAUUGUUAUAAAAUGUCAGUCAUACAAAGUGUUGUACAAAUCGAUAAAUUCCAGCUGCAGCUGCAAUUUUGCUAUGCUCGUAAGAAUAACAUUGUAGUCGUAAUGGUUUGUUAUCAUGGAUUGGGUCUCAGCCUGUUUACACUGGAACACUAAAUAGCUAUGUGGAAAUGUGAUGUUUGUGUCCUUGCAUUAAAACUUGC
Messenger RNA from Hypomesus transpacificus, 3775 nucleotides. RefSeq names its product phosphoribosylglycinamide formyltransferase (gene gart). The record is from RefSeq and is a predicted model, not a curated record. Gene Ontology annotation, cellular component: cytosol. The transcript is spliced from 22 exons. Lineage: Eukaryota; Metazoa; Chordata; Actinopteri; Osmeriformes; Osmeridae. Gene Ontology annotation, biological process: adenine biosynthetic process; 'de novo' IMP biosynthetic process. The coding region runs from base 139 to 3243 and encodes 1034 amino acids. Gene Ontology annotation, molecular function: phosphoribosylformylglycinamidine cyclo-ligase activity; phosphoribosylglycinamide formyltransferase activity; metal ion binding.